AUGAGUAGUAAACAAGAUGGAGAAUACAUUGAUAACAGUCGCACAUUAUAUAAAGUACAAGAAGGUAAAACCGAUAUUGUUAUUUUAUCUCAAUGUGAAGUCAUUUUUGGAAAAGAUAAAUCUAAUUAUUGUUUCCAACUUGCCACAGAUUCUCUUAAAUCGUUUGCAUUUGAACCAAAUCCGAAUUUACGGAGUAUCGGUAGCUAUGCAUUCUACAAUUGCGUUAAUCUUCUUUCGAUUGAUCUCCAAAUGUGCACAAAACUUGAAUAUAUUGGUGAAUAUGCAUUUUACAACUGCAAAUCAGUUACAGCAAUUACACUCCCAGAAGGCUUACAAUCAAUCAAAAGUUAUUGCUUCUACAAUCUUAAAAUCACAUCGAUAAACAUUCCUUCUACAGUUUCUUCUAUCGCAAAAUAUGGAAUUGCGUCAACAACUACUUUGACACAAAUCACAUUUUCUCCGAACUCAUUAUUGACUUCAAUCGAUCAAUCUGCCUUCCAUACCACUUCAUUUUCAUCAUUUACCGUUCCUGAAAAAGUAAGAAGCAUCAGCGGUGUUGCUUUCUAUGGAAAUGCAGUAAUGAGAAACGUUUAUGUCUCAAAUAACAAUGAAAAGUUCUGGAGUGACACAUUUGUAGUAUAUACCAAGGAUAAUACCACCAUUGUAUAUUGUGCUCCUAAUUCAGGCUUAACUUCAUUAACAAUUCCAGAUACUGUGACAUCAAUCAACGAAGGUUGUUUUCUUCAUUCGAAGAUGGAAUCAAUAAUCAUCCCAGAUUCAGUUACAAAAAUAGAAGGUUAUGCAUUUUGUAAUAUGAAACGUAUAUCAACAAUAGUUUUACCAGCUGUUCAAACAAUUCCAAAUGCUUGUUUCGAAUCAAGUUCAAUUACUCAAAUAACGAUUCCUGAAGGUGUAACAAAAAUACAAUUACAAGCUUUUGCUUAUUGUUCUUCUUUAACUUUGAUAAAUCUACCUUCAACACUAGUUGAUAUUGGAGGCAAUGCAAUCACGGUAAAUGAUAAUCUCGAAAUCAAAGUGUCAGGAAAUGAAGUUUUCAUCGAUAAUCAAUUAUUACUUUUGACAAAUCAAAAUACAACUUUAUCUCAAUUGUUAAGCAGUUCCAUUACUUCUGUAGUUAUUCCUUCUACUGUGAAAACAAUUAGAGGUUCCGCAUUUAAAGAUAAAAUUAAUUUAGUUUCAGUUUCUUUCGAUGGAGUACCAAAUCUUGAAAUAAUAGAUAGUAGAGCUUUCAAAGGAUGCACAAAGUUAUCAUCUUUCCCAAUAAGUCCAAAAUUAAUCUCAAUAGGGGAAGAAAGUUUUCAAGAUACCAGUUUAAGUGGAGAAUUAAAUUUCCCUUCUUCGCUGACUAAAAUUGGUAAUUAUGCUUUUUACAAUGUAGCAAAUAUCGAAAUAUUAUCAUUUUCAUCGACAAAUAAUUUAACAAUAGGAAGCUAUGCCUUCAGUGGUUGUUCAUCAAUAAAAUCAAUCACUCUGCCAUCGAAUGCAAAUGUUUUCUUAGGAAAUUAUGUUUUCAGCGGCAUCCGAAAAGUCAAAGAAUUUACAUUCACCAACAACAUCAAGAAAUCAGGAUUAGGGUGUUUCAUGAACAGCAGUUUCGAAACAUUCACAUUCGAAAACGACAUUUUUUGUUCGAACGAACUCCCUUCAUCAUUUUUCAAAGAUUGUUGCAAUUUAAGUCUCAUCUCUAUUCCAUCUAACAUUACCACACUUGGCACCGAAUGUUUGAGCAACACAGGCAUCACCGAUCUUUAUCUUCCCGACUAUGUUGAAACACUUGGUCUUCAAUGUCUUAAAGACUGCACAUCACUCGAAUCUGUUCACAUUUCAUCAACAAGCAAACUCGAGCAUAUCGAAUUUGGUGUUUUCAGUGGAUGCUGA
This is a messenger RNA of Trichomonas vaginalis G3, 1899 nucleotides long. RefSeq names its product regulation of response to stimulus. NCBI's taxonomy places the organism in Eukaryota, Parabasalia, Trichomonadida, Trichomonadidae. The coding region runs from base 1 to 1899 and encodes 632 amino acids. The transcript has a single exon. The record is from RefSeq and is a predicted model, not a curated record.